AUGUACCGUAAGUCAUCCAUUUUGUUAAUGCUUCUCUUGCUUUCCUUGGCUACAACCUUGCCCUCUGCCCAAGCAAGCAAACAAGUCCCCCGCGUCGGAUACUAUUCGCGUUCAUGUCCCAGCGCAGAGUCCAUUGUCAAACAAACAGUUCAAUCUCACUUCAAAUCCAAUCCUACCAUUGCUCCUGGCUUGUUAAGAAUGCACUUCCAUGACUGCUUUGUUCAAGGCUGCGAUGGUUCUGUUCUUCUUGACGGUCCAAGCACGGAGAAAACUGCCGGCCCUAACCGCGGAUUAAGAGGUUGGGAUGUUAUCGACGAUGCAAAGACAAAGCUUGAAGCCGCAUGCCCUGGGGUUGUUUCCUGUGCUGACAUUCUCGCCCUAGCUGCUCGUGAUUCUGUCGUUUUGACCAAGGGAAUCGAUUGGAAGGUGCCUACCGGAAGAUUAGACGGACGUGUUUCAUUGGCAUCCGAGACUUCAGCUCUGCCUGGCGCUAGGGACUCCAUGAAAGUACAGAAGGACAAGUUCAAGAAUUUAGGUCUCAACACUCAAGAUCUUGUCACUCUUGUUGGUGGACACACCAUUGGAACUACCGCUUGUCAGUUAUUCAGCUAUAGACUCUAUAACUUCAACACAACUGGAAAUGGUGAUGCUACAGACCCUACUAUCAGUCCUUCAUUCCUUUCUCAACUAAAAUCACUUUGCCCACAAAAUGAUGAUGGAACCAAGCGUGUUGAUCUAGACACAGGCAGCGUAAACCGAUUUGAUGCAACAUUCUUUAAGAACUUGAAGAAUGGGCGUGGUGUACUCGAGUCCGAUCAAAUGUUAUGGACUGAUGCCUCCACCAGAAGCUUUGUCCAACGUUUCUUGGGAGUCAGAGGCUUGCAAGCACUGAAUUUUAAUGCAGAGUUCGGAAGGUCUAUGGUGAAGAUGAGUAAAAUUGGUUUGAAACCUGCGGCAAAGGGUGAAAUUCGCCGCAUUUGUUCUGUAACUAACUGA
Fragaria vesca subsp. vesca is the source of this 996-nucleotide messenger RNA. Its product is annotated as cationic peroxidase 2-like. The record is from RefSeq and is a predicted model, not a curated record. Gene Ontology annotation, cellular component: plant-type cell wall; plasmodesma. The transcript is spliced from 3 exons. The coding region runs from base 1 to 996 and encodes 331 amino acids. Gene Ontology annotation, biological process: response to oxidative stress; hydrogen peroxide catabolic process. NCBI's taxonomy places the organism in Eukaryota, Viridiplantae, Streptophyta, Magnoliopsida, Rosales, Rosaceae. Gene Ontology annotation, molecular function: peroxidase activity; heme binding.